AGUGUGUGUGUGUAUGGGUUUGUGUGUUUGAAUGUGGCGCGGGCGGGGAGGAGCUGGCGGGAAUUGUGUUGUCGGGAGUAGAGUGAGCAGCGAGGGUGGUGGUUGUUGUGACUGAGACCUGCCUUGGCGCCUGUGUGAUUCUCGGGGGUUUUGCAAGUGUUUGAGUGCCUGUGCCUGCCUGUCGGCGUGCCUGAGUGUGUCCUGUUUGCCCUGGAGUGUCCUGGUGCCCUGUAAGUGCCUGAGAACUUUGCAUUAAAGGAGUUAAAAGGACCUAACGCUUUGUGUUGCCCCCUGCCUGUGUGAGCCUGUCUUGUCUGGCUGGGCUGUCGUGGAACCUUUACUUGCUGACUGGUGGUGUUGUGGUGGAACCUGCUGUCCUGCCUGAAGGUGAGUGGUCGAAGGUACAGUGGGUGUUGUAACAUUGGUGUCAGGUGUGGGGUCGACCAGUGGACAAGUGAGUGAGGAGAAAAUGGCAGCCAGUGGCACUGGAAAAGACGAGGCAGGCGGAAUGGCGGCCGGCGGUGGCGAGCCAGGUAGUGAUGAGGGCAGAGACGUUAAGCCCAAUCAGCUGGACUUACUUACUGAAAUGUUGGCCGCGAUGAGACAGGAACAGGCCGGGAUGAGACAGGAACAGGCUGAAAGGGCCAGCGAGCAGGCACAUAAGUGGGAGGAAAUUGUGGAGCACACGAGGCAGCAGGCCCGCCUCAUGGAAAGUAUGCGGAGCAGCCUUUCGUCUCUGAGAGAGGAGUCGCGGCAGUACACCGACCAGGCCUGCGACAGUGUGAAGAGCGAGCUGUUGCAGAGGGUGCUGGCUCUUGAAGGUAGGGUAGAGGGUUUGAGUGAGGAGGUGGCUGAGACGUCCGGGCAGUCAGGGGGGCGGGUGGCACAGAAUGGCGGCGCGGCGGCGGACACUUCACGCGUGUCUGACCUCCUUGACCUGUGGGGUGGAGUGCAGGGACCCAUGAGUGUAGCAUCCGAGCCAGUGGGUGCUGUAGGAGGCUGGGACGUCUUCGGGAGCCCCGUUGUGAGGCCAGGUAGUGCCGGUCCUGGACCCAGUCACCCUGUCUCUCUGCCCCCCUCCCCUCCUUCCUCCCCUCCCGGUCAGCUGGCUUGUGAGCGGUGCACCCCACAGCAGAGCCCGCAGUCCCCCAGGCGCUCCGUCAGAAGGAAGCCAGCCGAGUAUGACGGAAAGGUGGCUUGGGAGGCUUAUGUCGCUCAGUUCGAGAUGCUGGCGACUGCGCAGGGCUGGAACGACGCAGAGAAGGCCCUGCAGCUGGCGACGGCGCUGCGUGGCCAAGCUGUGGAAGUGCUUGGCCACUUGUCGCCAGCUCAGCGUGCCUCGUAUCAGGGUGUGGCUGAGGCGUUGAAGCGGCGCUUUGGACACCACCUUCAGGCUGAGGUGUACCGUGCUCGCCUGAAGAGGAGGACGCGUGGGCGGGACGAGACGCUGUCGCAGCUGGCGCAGGACAUGGAGGCGCUGGUAAGGAGGGCGUACCCAGCGGCCCCGGAAGAAAUGAUUGUGGUGCUGGCUCGCGACUCGUUCGUAGACGCCCUGAAUGACCAGCAGUUGCAGAUCUACGUCAAGCAGGCGCACCCUGGGGACCUGCAGGUGGCGUUGGCGAGGGCCUUGGAGUUCGAGGCCUUCAUGAAGACAUCGGGCAGCUCUGCAGCGGCCGCCCAGCCCCGACGGGACCUCCAGGGCCGGAAGGCGACGGUGGAGAAGAAGGCGGCGUCGAGGGAGGCGAGCCCGGAUGGGUUCCGUGGCUCCUGCUGGAGUUGUGGCGAGAGGGGGCACAAGCGCAGUCAGUGUUCGAGGGGGCGAAGGACGCGUUCCCUCGACCGGCUGAGCUCCGAUGCCUUUCAGCCCUGCUGCAAGGAGUGUGGCAAGUCAGGCCACCGUGGAAGCGCCUGCCCCAAGCCGAAGGAAGUGGCGCAGGCGGGAAACUCCGACAGGCUGGAGAAGGGGGCCAACACCCAGCCGUCGGUCCCCGGGCCCCGUGCUGUGUAAGCUGCCGCCGAACGUCCAGUGCGGUGCAGGUGGAAGGCUCGGUGGAUGGUAGAUCGUGCCGCCUGACUGUCGACACGGGAGCGGAACGGACCUUGGUGCGGCCAGACAUGCUGGCCGUUGAUCGACUUCCGGAUGCGC
Molecule: messenger RNA, 2146 nt
Organism: Portunus trituberculatus (swimming crab)
Lineage: Eukaryota; Metazoa; Arthropoda; Malacostraca; Decapoda; Portunidae
Exons: 1
Coding region: 470-2008 (512 amino acids)
Molecular function (GO): nucleic acid binding; zinc ion binding
Source: RefSeq, a predicted model, not a curated record